Messenger RNA from Thelazia callipaeda (thelaziosis nematode), 255 nucleotides. The record is from the annotation of a GenBank genome assembly. Lineage: Eukaryota; Metazoa; Nematoda; Chromadorea; Rhabditida; Thelaziidae.
AUGGUGAGUGACGGUUGUACGGAGGAUGGUUGGGAGAGGGAGUCUUUGUUGCAUUCGCCAGGCGCUGAAGCGAGGCCUAGUGAUAUUAGCAGUAAAGCCGAGAAAUUCACCUCCAGUACCAUCACUAACACUAUUACGGCCACUGAUACUACUGCUGCUACUACUACUCUCACUGCUACUACUGCUAUCUCACAACUGUACUUCAUUCUUCUGGAUACAAUUUCUCGGCUACAAAAUAUUGCUAAUUUUCUCUGA